AUGACAUUCUGCUGCCUCCUCCCUCCUCCCAUCUUUGCAGGUGGAGCCGUUGGUAAAUCCGAUUCAGUCGCAGCCUUCAAAAACCCUUGCCCGGACGACUCGGAUGACAUUCUGCUGCUUCCUCCCUCCUCCCUCCUCCCAUCCGUGCAGGUGGAGCCACUGGUGGCGUCCGAUUCAGUGGCAGCCUUCAAAGACCCUCUCUUGGACGCCCCGGAUGACAUUCUGCUGCGCCUCGCCCGCCUGGCUCUCUCCUGCACCGCCAUGCCCACGGCCUCGCGCCCCUCCAUGGGCAAGGUGUUGGGGGAGCUGGUGGCGGUGAGGGGGGAGAUAGUGGGCGAGGAGGUGGACAAGGUGGCAUCGCGCAUCGACAGCGAGAUUGACACGUCCAGCGACCUCGACUUCAACGCUUCCAUUGCCCGUGCUCACCAGAUUGCCAUGCAGAGCGGCUCCUCUCAUACUGUGUGA
Molecule: messenger RNA, 465 nt
Organism: Closterium sp. Yama58-4
Lineage: Eukaryota; Viridiplantae; Streptophyta; Zygnematophyceae; Desmidiales; Closteriaceae
Source: the annotation of a GenBank genome assembly